GCUUCUACUGCAGAAAUGGCUUCAGAAGCAGAGCCAAUAGAACUUGAAGAAAGCGCUGGUGAAGAAGUAGUAGAUCUUACAUGUGAAUCUUCUGAUCCUGUAGUCGUCGAUCUAACUCACAAUGAUUCUGUUGUGAUCGUUGAAGAGAGUCAACGACAAAGGAGAAAUCUCCGACUGAGAAGCCAGCGACAGUCGGACAGCUGUGUACUGAGUAGCGAUGAUGAAGAUGAAACAAGAGAUAAUGAUGUGUAUGUGACAGAUAAAGUGUCUCAAGAGUUGGGACCACUGGAAGAUGAAACUGCAAGUUCAAAGCCGUCUGGUACCGUUAGCUGUCCCAUUUGCAUGGAUGGCUACUCAGAGAUUGUACAAAGUGGACGGCUGAUUGUGUCGACCAAAUGCGGCCACGUCUUCUGCAGUCAGUGCCUCCGUGAUUCCCUUAGGAAUGCCAACUCAUGCCCAACCUGCAGGAAGAAGCUCACUCACAGACAAUAUCAUCCUAUUUAUAUAUGAGUAUUUCUAUUUCUCAGGACAGACUCAACAGGAUUUUUUGGGGAAAUGUCAUGUUUUGAGUGCUCUGAAGAUUUAAAGAG
Molecule: messenger RNA, 590 nt
Organism: Antrostomus carolinensis (chuck-will's-widow)
Lineage: Eukaryota; Metazoa; Chordata; Aves; Caprimulgiformes; Caprimulgidae
Gene: RNF4
Product: ring finger protein 4
Exons: 6
Coding region: 16-510 (164 amino acids)
Biological process (GO): positive regulation of transcription by RNA polymerase II
Cellular component (GO): PML body
Molecular function (GO): zinc ion binding; transcription factor binding
Source: RefSeq, a predicted model, not a curated record